AUGGAGUUGAUUCUAGGACUGCCUCAUGAUAUAGCCAGUGAAUGCUUGAUCCGCUAUCCUUAUCAGCAGUUCGCUCUCGCUGCUUCAGUUUGCAAGGGAUGGAAGAUCGAGAUAGAGUCGCCUGAAUAUCUGGACGGGGCUCCACUCUCCCACCUAUUCCUGACUUUCCCAAAUGGGCUGCCGUUAGAUUUCGAAUUGACUGCUGUUGGAUCGGAGCUUGUAGUCUUGGAUGUUAUACGUGGCCGGGAGAUUCCCCUGUGGGCCGGGGGCAUCUUCAAGUCUGCCAUGGCUUAUGAUGUAAAGACUGAUAAGUGGAUUAGGAUGUCUGACGUGGUGAAGGGACGCAAAAAUUUUGAGGGAGCCUUUGAAUCAGGCAGAUUCCAUGUCAUUGGAGGGUGCAAUGCCCCUUUUGAAGACGAAGAGGACAAUCUCGAGAGCGAGGAGAUAUUCAAUCCUGUUGCAUGCUGUUGGAACCUCGUUCAAGAGAAUGGUUUAGUAUUGGCCCGGACACUGCAACAAAUUGUGUAG
Molecule: messenger RNA, 528 nt
Organism: Punica granatum (pomegranate)
Lineage: Eukaryota; Viridiplantae; Streptophyta; Magnoliopsida; Myrtales; Lythraceae
Source: RefSeq, a predicted model, not a curated record